GCCAUUCACAUUUCACACUUUGCCAUAUCUAAGCCACGAGAGAGAGAGAAAUGAGUAGGGUCAUUGUGUUGUUAUUGGUGAUGUUGAUGGCCUUAAGCCACCAUAUCCAUGCCAACAAGGGCGGCCGCCACUACCGUCCCAAAGACUACUUACGCGCCCACAACAAGGCCCGGGCUAGGGUGGGGGUGGGGCCCCUCGUUUGGAACGAAACGUUGGCAGAGUACGCCAAGGCCUAUGCUCAAGUACGGUCUCAAGAUUGUGAAAUGCACCAUUCAGAAGGCCCGUAUGGCGAAAACCUAGCAGCGGGGAGUUGGCAGGUAAGCGCGAAGGAGGCUGUCCGCAUGUGGGUCGAUGAGAAGCAUUUGUACGACGUUAAAGCCAAUCUUUGCAAGGGAGAAUGGAGUAGUUGUUUGCAUUAUACGCAGGUAGUUUGGCGAGGCACUCAUUCCGUUGGAUGUGCUCACAUCCCGUGCCCGGAGGAGUGGACCUUUGUCAUUUGUAACUAUGAUCCCCCGGGUAACUAUGUCGGAGAACGUCCCUUUUAAAUUGCUACAUCUUGUAUGAUUAUGAUUUGUUGGAUUUAUUUGCUUAUU
Molecule: messenger RNA, 593 nt
Organism: Salvia hispanica
Lineage: Eukaryota; Viridiplantae; Streptophyta; Magnoliopsida; Lamiales; Lamiaceae
Product: basic form of pathogenesis-related protein 1-like
Cellular component (GO): extracellular region
Source: RefSeq, a predicted model, not a curated record